Molecule: messenger RNA, 2189 nt
Organism: Aspergillus calidoustus
Lineage: Eukaryota; Fungi; Ascomycota; Eurotiomycetes; Eurotiales; Aspergillaceae
Source: the annotation of a GenBank genome assembly
CAGCCUAUGAUGUGCUUUUCCGUCGACUUUUCCUUUUUUUUUUUUUUUUUUUUUUUUUUUUUUUCUCUCUUUAACGUAGAGGGCCCGCGGCGGGGAUGGAAUCCGGGGUCUCCACGGCAGGCUUGGGUCAAAUCCUCAAACAUCCCUCGAGUCGCCUGAUUCAAGGUCGACUACUUAAAGAGCCCAGAUGGCUGCUCCCACAAAGGCAACAACAAAAUUACAAGCACUGCUCGCGCAAACAUUCUUUCAACCAUGUCGGGUGAUGCUAAACCUAUCGAGGAAGAGAGAGUGGAGGCUGUUGUGGAGGAUGGCACUGUUGCGAAGCAGCAGUCUGUACUUGACCUGGUGAGAGAGGUUCAAGAGGCUCAACCAAAGGCCUUCUCCUUCGCCAUGUUCCGGCUUCUCGCUGUGCUGCUCGUGGGGUAUUUCUGCAUCAUCCUCCAGGGGUUCGAUGGUUCCUUGAUGGGGGCUAUCAAUGCGAUGCCGCAGUAUCAACAGUUUUUCGGCUUAAAAGCCGCAGGUUCCUCAACCGGCCUCGUCUUCGUCAUUUUCAACAUCGGCGCAAUUGCCGCCCUCCCCUUUACCGGGCCCGUCAACGACAUCUGGGGCCGCCGUUGGGCCAUGUUCACCGGUGCCUGCGGGGUCAUCAUCGGCACCUGCAUCCAAGCUCCUGCAAUCAACCGCGGAAUGUUCCUCGGUGGCCGGUUUCUCGUUGGCUUCGGCCAGGGAUUCCUCAACGUCUCCGGAAUCACAUACGUCACGGAAAUGUCCCAUCCAUACUGGCGAGGCCCGCUGGGGAGCUUCCUCGAAACAAACUACUUUCUAGGAAGCAUCAUCGCCUCGUGGGUCACAUACGGCACUGCCUACCUGGCCGGCACAGUCUCCUUUCGUCUCCCGAUCUGGCUCCAGCUAGUCAGCUCGGGGUAUAUUGUGCUUGCCGUAUUCUUCAGCCCCGAGUCGCCCCGCUGGCUGGUUGCUCACAAUCGACACGAGGAGGCACAAGCGAUCCUCGCCAAGUACCACGGCGAGGGCUCCGCGACGAACCCCUUUGUCCGCCUGCAGAUGGCCGAGAUGCGUGCGCAGAUCUCCCCCGACAGCCUGAAUACCAAGUGGUGGGACUACCGCGCCCUCUUCAUGGCGCGCCCCGCUCGCCGCCGCCUCCUGUGCGUCGUCGCCUUUGCCUGGUUCGGGCAGUACUCGGGAAACGCCCUGGUGAGCUACUACUUCCCCGUCGUCGUGUCGCAGGCUGGAAUCACCGAUCCGCAUAUGCAACUGCUGCUAAAUGCACUCAAUCCCGUCUUCUCCUGGAUCUCCGCCAUGGCCGGUGCCAUGUUGAGCGAUUCAUGGGGUCGGCGCCCGCUGCUUCUCGCAGGGUUCUCCGGAUGCGCAAUGUGCCUUGCUGUCGUGACGGGCCUGACCAAGGCCUCUAGUGUCGAUGGGAACAGGACGGCGGGCCAUGCGGGGAUUGCAUUCAUCUACCUGUUCAGCAUGUGCUUCUCGUUAUGCAUCACGCCACUGCAGACAUUCUACAUCUCCGAGUGUCUGGAUCUGGAAACUCGAGCCAAGGGCGGCGCAGCGGGCCAAAUCGUUGCUUCGAUUGCUGGCAUCGUCGGGCAGUAUACCACUGGUGUGGCGAUCGACCAUAUUGGGUACUACUACUAUCUUGUCUUUGUGUUUUGGGAUUGCUUUGAGGCUUUGGUUGUGUAUCUGUUCUUUCCGGAAACCAAGGGUCGAACCCUCGAGGAGAUCAACGAGAUCUUCGAGGACCCGAAGCCCGUCAAGAAGUCCCUGCAGCUGCAGUCCUCGGAGAAUGUCUUACAGACCGUCCUGGACGCGCGUCAUUGAUGGAAAAUACGCCCUGGACAGGUCACUCUGGUUGCUGCCUUUAUCCGUCUCGGUACAUGCGCAUCCACAUAUGAAGCCCGUCCCCAUCACGCCUAUGUCGAGCAGGCAUCAACUAUGAGUGGAGUAGACACCUGCACCUAGUCUAUCGAAGAACUGAAUCCAAGCCCUGAAGCAUUAUUUUGAUGCAACAAGCCCUCUACAGCGGUGAAGAUUUAUAGAAUAAAGACAUGGUCAUAAUAGUAGCAGCGACUUGCUCACUUUGCUGAGCGUGCGCAACUGUCCAGAUUACAGGCAGAGUUAAUGCGGUCUUCGCGUCGAGGUUCCUUGCCCAUUCUGUACCGCUG